UAAGGGCAGAUCGGACCUGCAGGAAGGGGGAAGCAGCAAAGAUGCCCAGAGACAUUUGGAAGCAGGACCGGAGGAACCCAGUGAAAGCAGUGCAUUUGGAAGCUGCAAGGAGCCUUCACCUGUGGUCUGAGAGGCCGAGUCUGCGGCUUUGUCUCCAGUGCCUUCAGGAGAAAUCUCCAGGCCGGGCUUUGUGUCUUUUGUACAAUUACUACUGUUCAUCUCCUCCAGGCUUGCAACAUACGGGGAAACUUUCUGAAGUCUCUCUUUUUUUUAAGCUUUCUUUUAAUAGCUAUCAAUGUCUGAAGAAGUUACUUAUGCAGAUCUAAAAUUCCAGGAUUCCAGUGAGACCGAAAAUAUUCAGGAGUUUGACCAAGUUGGUGUGAAAGCACCUCCUGCUCCUUCCCAUGUGUGGCGUCAAAGAGCCUUGGCGGCUCUGAUUCUUCUGUGCCUUCUGCUGCUGAUUGGACUGGGAGUGUUGGGAAGCAUAUUUUACCUAAGUUUGAAAAUAGAAAUGGAAAAAUUGGAAGAGCUACAAAAUUUCAAAGACAAACUUCAGAAUAAUGUUUCUCUACAACUAACAUAUAAUAUGGAUAGUCUCAAGAAGAUCAGGAAUCUCUCUAGCACACUGCAAGAAAUGGCCACCAAAUUAUGUUAUGAGCUAUAUCAAAAAGAACCAGAGCACAAAUGUAAACCUUGUCCAGAGAAAUGGAUGUGGCAUGAAGACAGAUGUUAUGGAGAAUUAAAAAAGUAUGAGACAUGGAAACAGAGUGACUUAAUAUGUUCUAUUCACAAUGCCAGCCUGGUGAAGAUUAAGAACAAAAGUGUAUUGGAAUUUAUAAAGUCCAAGAAAUUCUAUAACUAUUGGUUAGGAUUAUCUCCCAGAGAAGAUUACAAAUCUAAUAAAGACUUGGAUGAAACAAUUAUCUCCUCUGACUGGUUUACAGGAAACACAAUUGACUUAAAUGGUGAAAUGUAUUGUGGAUAUAUACAUUAUAUGUAUGUUUACUAUGAUACCUGCACUAACAAAAAAAAUGUUAUGUGUGAGAAGUUACCUAAUCCAGUGAAGAUUGAGAGCAUACUAAUGAAUGAAAAACCAGAUGGAAGAAUGUAGUUAGUGUAACUAUUUUGCCUUAGCAACUUUAAGGUUCAUACAUCUUGUGGACCACACAAAUGAAAUAAAGAUGCUGUGAAACUAAA
This is a messenger RNA of Eptesicus fuscus (big brown bat), 1197 nucleotides long. It is a transcript of the gene CLEC12A, whose product is annotated as C-type lectin domain family 12 member A. NCBI's taxonomy places the organism in Eukaryota, Metazoa, Chordata, Mammalia, Chiroptera, Vespertilionidae. The coding region runs from base 296 to 1111 and encodes 271 amino acids. Gene Ontology annotation, molecular function: signaling receptor regulator activity. The transcript has 8 exons. The record is from RefSeq and is a predicted model, not a curated record.